Molecule: messenger RNA, 975 nt
Organism: Solanum verrucosum
Lineage: Eukaryota; Viridiplantae; Streptophyta; Magnoliopsida; Solanales; Solanaceae
Product: MADS-box protein SOC1-like
Exons: 10
Coding region: 1-975 (324 amino acids)
Molecular function (GO): DNA binding; protein dimerization activity
Source: RefSeq, a predicted model, not a curated record
AUGGGUCGCAAUAAGAUUGUAAUGAAGAAAAUUGAGGAUCCAGGUGCCCGUGAACAGUUUUACUCAAAGCGCAAGGGUAGCAUUGUUAAGAAGUCAAAUGAGUUGGGGGUUUUAUGUGAUACAGAUAUUGCACUGCUAAUGUUUUCUCCAACUGGUGAAGUGACCACCUAUUCUAGCGGAGAAAGUUUUGAGGAUAUCAUGAUCAAUGCAAUGAAGCAGCCUGAUGAACUGAAUCGACGAUCCACUCCAAAUCCAGAUGAAGAGCAUUUGAUGCAGAGUCUCGCGAAAUCAAAAUCUGAAAGAAAAAUGAUUGAAAAGAUUGCUAUUGUCGAGGCUCAUAUGGAGAAGCUUAAUGAGGUCAAACAAACACUAAGUGAAGCACAGGAGAAAAUAAGUUCUUACGAGCCACAAGUGGAGAAUAUCAACACAGUUGAAGAAGCUGAUGCAUAUAAUCAGUAUCUUCUGGGUGCUAUGGAACGGAUUCAACGAUCCAAAGCAAAACUCUUGGCUAACCAGGAAUUUCUCCAGAGAAAUGAAAAUGUCGCGAUGGCUUCGGUCAACGCAGAGGAUAUGGCUGCUGCAGGACUAGCCAUCGAAGAUUCAUAUGGUUUAGACAUAUAUGACGAUAUCAACGACUAUGCUAAAGAUUUACUUAAUUCUCCACUAUAUUCAAAUCCUGACUAUAAACCAACAUUAUCACCCGAGUCACACCCUGAAUUUCACGUAGAAGUGAAGGAAUGUUUGCAAAAUAUUUCAGAUGAUUGUGGGGUGAUCAUAUUCAACAAGAUCUUCGAUAAUGGCAAGUACACCGAUGUGGACGAGUGUUGUGCCCAACUUUUGACAUUGGGGAAGAAAUGCCAUCACACUAUCAUUGAGUCUACUAUUGAUAGUCCUGAGAUGAAGGGAGUGAACAAAACUGCAGUCUGGAUAAAUAGUGACAAUCUUUGGAAAAAAUGUAGUUUUGUUUCCCAUUAA